AUGGCCGAUCCCUACAACCCGUACACUUCAUACUCAACGCCCACGCCGGGCGGGGUCGGCUACUAUCCACCAGAGGAGCAGACCCAUUUUCAGGAGCAUCAGCAGCAGCCUGGCUAUCAACCUCAGCAACCAUAUGGUAAUGCAGAACCACAAGCAAAUCCAAUCUACGGAUAUGCUCCGCAUCCGAGCACAAGUCCAAGUCCCUAUCACCUCGCCCCGGAGGCCUAUCAAGGCGGCGCGCAGGAGAGAAGUUACACACCCGUAGGGCAACCACAUUACCUCGGUCCGGUCACGACUGCAGUAAUGCCACCUGGAAGUGAAGGCAAAGUACCAGAGAAUUUGGGUUACUAUGGCCAUCCCGCCGACCAACCACGAUACACUCCAUCAGCCAGUCCUCGCCCUCCAUCAGUCCAUGUGUCCGAUGCAGACAAACAACAUCAUCGCAGUGACGAGAAUCGUCCGUUAGACGAAGACGUCGACGCUGGGGGUGAACGUGGAAUCGGGAGCUCCCUUGCCGGCGGGGCCGCGGGAUAUUAUUUCGGACAUAAGAAGGAUCACGGUCUUCUGGGUGCGAUUGGCGGUGCUAUCGUGGGUAAUUUCCUUGAAGAUAAAUUGAAGGAUAAGGGUGGUCGACAUUCACAUGGGCAUCAUCAUGAGCAUGGGAGUGGUCAUCAUCACCAUCACCAUCAUCAUCGGCAUAGUCGGAGUCGGAGUCACUCGCGGCAUCGGGGGGAGGAUGAUUAUUGA
Molecule: messenger RNA, 747 nt
Organism: Penicillium subrubescens
Lineage: Eukaryota; Fungi; Ascomycota; Eurotiomycetes; Eurotiales; Aspergillaceae
Exons: 2
Coding region: 1-747 (248 amino acids)
Cellular component (GO): outer membrane
Source: RefSeq, a predicted model, not a curated record